Molecule: messenger RNA, 3843 nt
Organism: Nothobranchius furzeri (turquoise killifish)
Lineage: Eukaryota; Metazoa; Chordata; Actinopteri; Cyprinodontiformes; Nothobranchiidae
Source: RefSeq, a predicted model, not a curated record
GUGUGUGUGUGGGGGGGGGUGACUUGUGGACCAUGCAUUUCUAUAACAGUAAGACGAGGAUCGCUGACACCCCGCCUCAUGCCACUAGUGUAAUUCCCACUUCUGAAACCAAAACGAUCUCCUUGAAUGAACCGGAAGCUUCCUCAUCAUUCAGGUUGGACUUGUGUAUUUUGAUGACUUGGAUGUGGUUUCACUGCCACCAGAUACACACAGGAUGAAGGUGUCUUAACGGGUAAUGAGUGGGCGUUCCUAACUUUACUGGACAGCUUCGGGGAGGGACGGCUGGACGUGUGACAGUGCUGCGUGUCCCCGUGUGGGACGGGUCGUGUGGGUGGGACUUGUAAUGUGGGUUUAAUAAAUGUCAACAGGAUCCUGUACAGGGAUUGGGCCCACAGGUCUAAAGGGUGUUUGUAAGCAUGAAUGCAUUUUGUGAAAAGUGGUUUUUGGCUCUGAAUGGAAAUGGCACGGAUGGAACGUCCAGAUCAGUGAGUUGGAACGCGUCACGCCUAAAUCCAGUGUCUUCUCUAGCAAACCACAUCCAGGCAUGAAAGACGGCGGCAGAAACCAAACGACCGCAGUAAUCUUGAGUCCUGAAGACGUCAUGUGUGCUUAACGCCGUUGGGACAGCACAUCAAAGCCUUUCACUACACCAAGGGUUGUUCAGGUCCACACGUCAUCAAAGCAAACAGCUCGUUUCAUCUUCUGGUGCCGUGGAAAGAUCUAGACCGCUCCAAGGAAAAGGUUCCUGAUUUCAGAAAUCCACACGCUCCGAUACGGAAGGACAGACGUGAGUCCGCUCACGAAAGGAUAAAAACAUAAAAGCUGUCAGAGUAACGGCGUGCUGGAGUCUCUGUAACCAGGUGUUAAUGAGGCUGAUGACAUCACAGUACAGGUGACCUUUCCUGUACAGAACUGGGAUGGAAAUGCACAGAAAGCAUCAGCUGUUAAAAGGGGCGGGUCCCAUUUGUGUGGAGCAGGAAUCACGUCACCGUCUGGAUGGCCUGGGCGGGCUGCUGCGGUCCUAAACCAACACCGUUCUCAAAGGUGUGAGUCUUCAUGUGGUUCCUCAGCCUCCACGCUGCUGCAGGUGCACUCGACUCAUCAGAACGAUUACUGCAGCCAUUCCUGUCAGGAGCACCCGGUCCACAGGAGUCUGAGAAGCUGGCUGCUGCUGCGUGUGAAAUCUGGCUCACUAAACAAAAACACAUCUGUGCAAAUGCAUGUGCUGUCAGCGGUGCGGGAUCUGUAACUUCAGACCUGUAGUCGUCCUGGACUACCAGGAUCUUCAGCCCGGCAGAUGUCCUGGACUACCAGGAUCUUCAGCCCGGCAGAUGUCCUGGACUACCAGGAUCUUCAGCCCAGCAGAUGUCCGAUUUCUGUGACGAUAUCAGCUCUGACGGUAUCUUUAUGCGUCAUCAUGUCUGUCGGGAGCAGCAGCAGCUCAGGAGAUCGAGCAGCUAAUCGGAAGGUUGCAGUUUGAUCCCGGCUCCAACCUGAGAAUUCUGCUCUUGUGUCCUUGGGCAAGACACUUAACCCGCCUUGCCCACUGGUGGUGGUCGGAGGGACUGGUGGCCUUGCCUCCAUCAGGGUGCCCCAGGGCAGCUGGCUGGCUUCAUUGUAACACACACACACACACACACACACACACAUACGGUAAAUGGAAAAUGCUAGCAAACCUAAAGCCACGCCCCUUUGGAAGUUUGUCCUUAACAAUAAUAUAAAUGCAGUCAUUUAAUGCUUUAAAAUCACACUUUGGGUCUACGAGAUGAUCGAUGAUUAACCAACCAUCAAACCACCAGACGACGUAUGAGUGAGCCAAUCACAACCCUCAGAAUCGAGACGCUUCACAUGAAACAACAUUUCAAACCGAACAGAUAUGAAAUCAAACUAAAUCUGGAGUCUGUCGGACCUUUUUAGGGUUAGGCUCUUUUCCUUUACUCACGUCUACAGUUCCCGUCUACCUGAAGUGUGUGAUGAAGGUACUAGUCCUGAAACUGCAUCUGUCCACCUUAAGACCAAAGGUGAGACCGACGGGAUUAAAACCCAAACAGGUGUGUUCUCGUACCCAACAACAACCCCGGUGGCAUCAGGGAGUGUUUCAAAGUUCAACAUGGACAAUGUGACCAGGACCAGAACCUGAUGCCUUUGGUUAGGUGAAGCACACCUGGAGCACCUGUCCACAUGUGUGACAACAAUCCCUCUGAAACCAACAAAGCCUCCUGAAGACGACGUCGACGGGAAACACACUCAGCAUUUCCUUCUCCUUCACACUCCAGUUAUGCUGUUUAAACAUCAACUCGGGUCUACCUGACUCGCUCCGGCGGUGAAGCCGAGCAUGUUUUCCUCAUCUGCAGCUGCUGGGACUGCGUACAGACGGUGUGCAUGCAAAUUCAGGUGAGACAGGUGAUCCUCCCUCUGGUGCUGCUAACCUCAGCUCCAUGGUGACCCAGCUGUUAUAGUCGCACCUCCUCCUCUUCCUGGUGCUUAUAACCAGCCAGAAGCCCCGACACAAGAGCAGUUUACUGAAAACGUCCCUCAGAGGCCGUACUUUGUGCUCUUUUGUUCUCUUUUGGGUCACUUUCUGGGAAAUAAUACUCUCUUGUGUUCCUGUGAACUCAUCACAACAACAGCCUCCAUCUCCUCAGCAACGACAGAAGCAGCAGCCUCAGAUUUGUGCUGUAACAGGUGCAACUAUCAGCUGGAACGAUGGGGUGCUUCACAUUCCUCAAGGCCAUGAUGUUUGUGUUUAACGGCAUCAUCUUUCUUGCUGGUAUCGGCAUCCUGGGUGUUGGGAUCUGGGUGAAGGUGGACAGCGGCUCUGUCCUCAGUUUUCUUGGGAAGAUUGAAAACGUUCCACCAGAGAUCAGCCAGGUGCUCAAUGUGGGCUACCUGCUGAUUGCCAUCGGUGCUCUGCUGGUCGUCAUCGGGUUCCUCGGCUGCUGUGGAGCCGUCAGAGAGAGCAAGUGCAUGCUGCUGCUGUUUUUUCUCAUAGUUUUGCUGGUCUUCAUCGCGGAGGUGGCAGGAGCCGUGGUGAUUCUGGCAUUCCAGCCUCUGGCAGCAAACCUGUUUGCAAAGGUUGGCCAAGCAGCGUCUGACAACAUCAAGAGUUCCUACGGGAGGAACGCCGACCUCACUGGACUCUGGAAUAGCACCAUGGACACGUUGAAAUGUUGUGGAUUCAACAACUUCACAGACUUCAGGAAUUCUCCGUAUUAUAACAGCUCCACCUCCAUGUAUCCACCUCAGUGCUGCGGGAACACCAACAACCCCUGUAAUCAGACGGUGGCUGAAAACACGAUGACCGCUGGAUGCUUCCCAAAGAUCAAAAGCCUGGUUGAUGGAAACACGGUUGUGAUCAUCGCGGUGGCUCUCGGGAUAGCAGCUCUGGAGUUAUGUGCCAUGGUGGUCUCAAUGACACUGUACUGCAGAAUAAAGUCCACCAUGGCGUAAGCUCGCAUGAAGGAUCCGGUGGAGUUUCCUGCAGCUCGUCAAGGAGGAUGGUUACCGUGGAGACUCGUGCAAUUACUGAAGGACGUAGCUAGUUAUAAAUGUUUGACUUUAUCCACAACAUAUGAAUGUAAACGGCCUGUUUCUCAAGGAAAUGUCCCUUUUGGAUGCUAGCUGCCCAUUAGACAUCAUACACAGCAGCCAGUGCUAAAGCAGCCUGAUUUUCUGUAAACGGCUUUGAUUCGUUUUGUACAAACGAAACCAAAGCUGGGACCCACUGGGGGGCUGGACGGGCUGCUGUGAACGUUUUAUCUCAACGAAGGAUGAAAAAUACAGAAGUCAUGUUGGUUUGUAAGUUGUAUUCAUGUUGGAAUAAAAACCUCGUAACCAGUUAAA